Messenger RNA from Orussus abietinus, 1161 nucleotides. RefSeq names its product nucleoporin Nup37 (gene Nup37). Gene Ontology annotation, cellular component: nuclear pore outer ring. The transcript is spliced from 4 exons. Gene Ontology annotation, molecular function: protein binding. Bases 177 to 1145 code for a protein of 322 amino acids. NCBI's taxonomy places the organism in Eukaryota, Metazoa, Arthropoda, Insecta, Hymenoptera, Orussidae. The record is from RefSeq and is a predicted model, not a curated record.
UCUCUCGUUUCUGAUCACGAUGAUAAGUUGCUGCUCUACCGCAACAAAAAAGCGGGAGUUUCAUUACGGUCUUUACCGGGCAUAACCUCGCGGUAUCUAUAAAAUAACAUGAGAAUAUUUAUACCAUUAGUACAGGUGUUACUAGAUCAAGAUUAAAGUAGUAUCUUUUUCGGAAAAUGGAGGAAGCGUUAGAAGCCUCUCCUACCUACAGGCUGAAUUUCUCUGAACAGAUUUAUUGCGUGGAGCUGUCACCGUAUGAGUGGUCACAACAUUUAAUCAGUAUAGCUCUGGAUAAAGAAAUUAUUAUAGGCACUGUCAAAUUCCAGGAUGAAGACGAUAUGCUAGAAGAUAUUUCAUACCGCCCGGUUAGGACUUUUCACCAUGCUACGAGACCGCAUGCCAUGGCUUGGAGUCCAGAAACAUCGCUUAGUGUUGUUCCGAAAAUUGUAUCACUCUGCGUGGCAGGUGCAGACUUCAAAAUUCGAUUAUAUAGUAGCAACUUAAACGAAAGCGACGUAUACGAGGUCUUAGACGGUCACAGUGACUAUGUCAAUUCUAUUGCAUUUGAACCUGAGGGAGAGCUCUUGGCUUCAGUAUCGGAUGACCACACCUGUAAAAUUUGGGCUGUAAAGGAAGAUCAAAAAUCUAUUGCAACAUUCCGACUAACGUCCCCUGGUGUGAGCACUUGUUGGCACAACGAGGAAUCGGGGAAAUUAAUGGUAGCUGAGAAAAAUGGUUUGAUACAUUUGUACAAUGUUAGAAGUCUGCAAGCAAUUAUGUCCUUGGAUGCUGGAAUCCUGCCACUGCCAUCAGCUGACUGGGGACCAAACCCUUUAAAAAUAGUAUGUUUGGCAGCUGGUGAAUUACUUCUAUGGGAUGUAACACGUCCUAGUCGACCCAUUGAGUCGUUUACACCACAUAUUGAAGGUGGUCUGAUAAUACGAGCUUCCCGAGCCAAUGAAGAUCUAGUUGGCAGUAUCGGAAGACCCGACAAUCUCCUUAAAGUUACUAAUUUAAAGACUAAACAGGUAGUUCUUAACACAACUAUCGGCAUCAUCGGUGGAUUGUCGUGGCACCAAAAAUUACCUUAUGUAUGUGCAGGCAAUGAUAGAGAACUUUGUUUCUGGAGAAUAAAUACCAAAUGACAACAUAUAACUAGAC